UUGGUCUAACUAAGUAGUGGAUUUGUUUAAUUAUUUAUUCUUCAGUUUUACCUUUUCUGCAGCUAGGGCUUUGAGAAGUUUUAUCCUAGCCUCCUCUAUAUAAACAAAGGGCUUCUUUACCACCGAACGUAACCAAGCAGAUAGAGCUUUUGAGAAGUUCGUCUUUUGCUCGAAUAAAGAAAAAAAAAACUAGGGAAAGGUUUGGAUAGAUAUGUCGAAUCGAAAGCCGAGUUUUAGGUUUGAGAUAGAUAACUUCUCGGAGAAGAAAGCCAAUGCCAUAUCGUCUAACACAUUCAAGAGCGGCGGAUGCGAAUGGUUUUUAGCUGUUUAUCCCAAGGGAGAUCGUCUUGCUGAUGGUCACCUGUCUUUGUACCUGCAAGUUGCUAAUGAUACAACGUUGCAACCUGGAUGGAAAAGGAGUAUUAACUUUUACUUUGUUUUGUUGAAUCAAUCAGGCAAAGAACUCUACGAAACCGGUUUAGGACAAAGCAGCUUUUGCGCUGAAAAUCCAGCAUGGGGUUACAGGAAGACCUUGCCUCUAAGCAAAUUUCAGGAAGAAGGGUUUUUGGAAAAGGACAAACUCAUCAUUGAAGUCUACACAAAUGGAGGAGAAGUUGAAGAUGUAUCCAACAAGAAGAAGACUGUUGACAUCAACGGUUUUCAAGUUUUUGCUUCUCAGGUUACUAAAGUGGGAAAGAUAUUCACAGAGCACCCAGACAUUGCAAAAGAUUUCAAACCAACGAAACAAGAAGUGAAGACAGCAUACAUGAAUGUCCUCCUCAGGGUCAUUAAAACACUCAACAAGCCUCCAAAGAGCCUUUCAGAGACUAGACUUAACAAGGCUAGCAGCGAGUUGAGUGAGCUGAUGAACGUAGGCUUCAAGCUGGACUGGUUGAAGUUAAAGCUUGAUGAGGUUACGUUGGAGAGGAAGAAACCAGAUGCUGAUGGGUCUAAGGUCCAACAACUGGAGGAACGUGUCAAGCAUCUUGAGCUGAAGCUUGAUGAGGUUAAUGAGUCUCGUACCCAACAAGUAGAGGAACGUGUCAAGAAACUUGAGCUGAAGCUUCAGCAGGCUUCCUUUAGUAAGAGCUUAUCAGAUGAUGCUAAUGAGUACCGUGCCCAACAAGUAGAGGAACGUGUCACGAAUCUUGAGAUGAUGGAAGUGGGCUUGAAGCUCGACUCUUUGAAUACAAAGCUUGAUGAGGUUUCCUUGGAGAGGAAGAAAACAGAUGAUACUAAUGAGUCUCGUGCCCAACAAGUUGAGAAACAUGUCAAGAAUCUUACGCUGAUGGAAUUGCGUUUGAAUACGAUGCUUGGUAACUUGGAGAGGGAAAAAUCAUAUGAUACUAGUGUCUUUGACUCUCGAAUCCAACAAAUGGAGAAGCAUGUCAUGGGUCUAGGGUUAAAGCUGGAAAGCUUGAUUACAAAGCUUGAAGAGAUCUCCCAAGAGAAGAAGAAAGCUGAUGAUGCUGAUGGUUCUCUUGUCCAAAAACACGAGGAAAGCCUCAAGAACAUUGAGUUGAUGGUCUCGCAUCUCAAAGUUGAAGUUGACAAGAAAAAGAAUAUAGCUUCUGAUGAUGGGUUCUUGUUGGUCGACUAAGUUUCUUGACCUCGAAUCAAGUUAUUAGUAUUUUAGGUUUUAAUGCUCUGCUUUCUAAAUUCCUAAUAGUCUAGCGAUUCAGCAUGGUUAUGUUCCUUAACGUUGCAAGAUAACUUGUGUUCAGUUUACCUUUUGAGCUAGGGCUCUCAGAAGUUUUAUCGAGCGGCCUCUAUAGACGGCUUUGUUAUCAAUGACGAUAAUACUUUACUAAAACAAUACAAUAAAAACUCUAUAAAUUAAUACUUUACUAAAAGAAUACAAUAAAUACUAAGUUAGUUUAUUAUACUCGAUUUCUGCUAGGAAUUCAGUUGAGAAUUGCAUUUCUCGUUUUCAUGGUUUUGACGUUUCCUCCCUUGUUGACUGUUAUUUAGUUAUUAUGAAUGACAUCAUGGUUUGAGAGUUUCCGCGCGUCUCUUCCUCAGUCUUGCAUCUAUCAUUUUUUCUAAGACAAAACAACCAAUUGGUCAGAGAAGAUGGAUGUGUUUGUGUUACAUUUCACAAGAAACUAUUUGUAACAAUAGCUACUAGAACCAACUCUACCCUAAAUCAUAACUCCUUUUCAAGUUUUUAGAGUUUAUGUAGUACUAAUAUUUAUGAUCGCAAUAAGUAUGGAUUUAGUUAAAUUAUUCAUUCUACUUAUUAAAAAAAUAUUCAGUACGGGUUAUUGGUUGUUGUAUUUUAAUGGAUUUGAAAAUCUGAACUAAAUCUAGUGUUAUUGGUUCUAUGAUUUUAAUCUGUUUUAAAAUUAUAUGUUAUUGGUUUAAUGAUUCAUAAAUUCUGUAUCAAAUCAAGUGUUAUUCAAUCGUACGGAUUUACUAAUAUAUUUGAUUUUAUAAUGGAUUUAAAUGGAUUUUUUUGGAUUUUUUUGUUAAAAAUACAACGACUCAAAUCCGAGAGAAAACA
Molecule: messenger RNA, 2503 nt
Organism: Brassica napus (rape)
Lineage: Eukaryota; Viridiplantae; Streptophyta; Magnoliopsida; Brassicales; Brassicaceae
Product: MATH domain and coiled-coil domain-containing protein At2g42480-like
Exons: 4
Coding region: 212-1600 (462 amino acids)
Molecular function (GO): protein binding
Source: RefSeq, a predicted model, not a curated record